This is a messenger RNA of Hyaena hyaena (striped hyena), 1607 nucleotides long. It is a transcript of the gene CA3, whose product is annotated as carbonic anhydrase 3. The record is from RefSeq and is a predicted model, not a curated record. Gene Ontology annotation, molecular function: zinc ion binding; carbonate dehydratase activity. NCBI's taxonomy places the organism in Eukaryota, Metazoa, Chordata, Mammalia, Carnivora, Hyaenidae. The coding region runs from base 196 to 978 and encodes 260 amino acids. The transcript has 7 exons. Gene Ontology annotation, cellular component: cytoplasm.
AAUUCGUUGGCUUCCCCCGCCGCGCCUCCCAAAUACCACCCCAAUCCAGCUUAGACCCCCCGCCCCACCCUCGCUGACCUAAUAAGGCCAUGCAGUGUGUGGGGGACCUACUGUAUAAAAGGCGCGGGCUCGCGGGGACUCUGCACGACGCCGGGGAGAGAAGUCAGCUGCGGUCCUGUGCCCACAAAGACGACCAUGGCGAAGGAGUGGGGCUACGCCAGCCACAACGGUCCUGACCACUGGCAUGAACUCUAUCCGAUUGCCAAGGGAGACAACCAGUCACCCAUCGAACUGCAUACUAAAGACAUCAGGCACGACCCUUCUCUGCUGCCGUGGACAGCAUCUUAUGAUCCUGGCUCUUGCAAGACCAUCCUGAACAACGGGAAGACAUGCAGGGUUGUGUUUGAUGAUACUUAUGACAGGUCAAUGCUGAGGGGUGGUCCUCUCAUCGGAGCCUACCGACUUCGCCAGUUUCAUCUUCACUGGGGCGCCUCGGAUGACCACGGCUCCGAGCACAGUGUGGAUGGAGUCAAGUACGCGGCGGAGCUUCAUUUGGUUCACUGGAAUCCAAAGUAUAACACUUUUGGAGGAGCUCUCAAGCAACCUGAUGGAAUAGCUGUGGUUGGCAUUUUUCUGAAGAUAGGACGUGAGAAAGCCGAAUUCCAGCUGUUCCUUGAUGCAUUGGACAAAGUUAAGACAAAGGGCAAGGAGGCGCCCUUCACCAAUUUCGACCCGUCUUGCCUGUUCCCCACUUGCCGGGACUACUGGACUUACCACGGCUCUUUCACCACGCCGCCCUGCGAGGAGUGCAUCGUGUGGCUUCUGCUGAAGGAGCCCAUGACCGUGAGCUCCGACCAGAUGGCAAAACUGAGGAGCCUCUUCUCCAGCGCUGAGAACGAGCCCCCCGUGCCCCUGGUGGGGAACUGGCGCCCUCCGCAGCCUAUCAAGAACAGGGUGGUGAGAGCCUCCUUCAAAUGAGGCCGCUGGAGCUUGCCCUCUUCAGGAAAGGAAAGCUGCCAUUGGAGAGCUUGGUUCCUUGUCCCCUUUUGGUGCUCCUGACUCCGAGUAUAUUUCAGUUUUCCACACGAAGCGAUGAAUACAAGAGUAUAAUAACCAAGACACCAGUUACUUUUGACAAGAUGUAAUAUGAAAGCACUUGGCCUUUGUAAUAGUCAUCUUUCCUAUGAAAGUAGCAUUUCUAGUAAGGUUUCAAAGAAGAAGAGAGAGAGGGAAGAGUAAAGAUCUAGAAAAAUGGGUAUUUGGCACUACUUUUCUGUCAUCGUAAAUUUCACAGAACUUCAGUUUUACAAUUUUCAUAGUGUGAGCUGUCCAUCUUAAAGAAGGAAGGAGUAAGUCUAUAUGUAGGGGUAGAUGUGAACGAGGAUCAUAUAGCAAUUAAACAUAAGCCAGUAAUUAAAACUACUAUGGACACCCAACAAUUGAAAUGAUGCCUUUUAACCCUUAACUACAACCAGAAAGAGGUCCAUCAUUUAUUACAGUUUUAGCUACUGUGAAGAUUAUCUGGUUUUGAUUAUCAAUGAAAGGAAAACACAUUCAACUGGGAGUUUUAAAAAGUUUGAUCCAGUGUUUGAAUUUCUUCUUCUUAA